UGUUCGCUGGCAUCGCCUCGCCCUGCCUGUGCGGUGUCUGAUAUAGUAUUACAUUCAAGAGCUCCUCUCUGUCCUUUACUUAUAGAGAAAGGGAGAGAGAGGAGAGGGAGGGAGACUGGCAUCUGACAGCAAUCGCUCUCUGGUUUCGAGAGAAGAAAAAAAAAAACGGAAAGAAAAGAAAACAAUCCGCCAUAGAUCUGGGGACAUAACAAGUGAAUACCCGCUACGAAAUCUUUUUUUCAAGAAACGUUUCUGAUACUGGAUUUUAAAGAAGAGAUCAGAAGUACUGAGAUUAAAAGAAAGACUCGCUCUUUCUGUAUGGACUAUCUCAGACCGCAUACGAAUUUUACCUGGGCAGAGUCAACGUGAACCACGAGUUCAAAGAUGCCAAGAAGAAAACAGCAAGCGCCGAAACGGGCUGCGGUUUACAUGCCUGAUGAUGAUGGCAGCCUCAGAGAGUCCAUUGGAGAGGACGACGCAGACAAUGACACUCUGACUGAGGAGGAGUGCUCAGAAAAGACCAGCCCCAAAGUGCCAGAGGACAAGGAGACCGAUAACAAGAGCAGCUACAGCUACCAGAACUCACCCAUCAGUGUCCUCUCUAACCAGGAGGCGGAGCUGGAGUCUCGCCUCAGCGACGCCAGCGACCGCCUCUCAGACUUCAAGAGCGCCUCGCCACCCGGGAGCCAUGGGGACGAGGAGAGCAGGAGCGCCAAGCUGAAAGAUGAGAUGCACAGCAGCCUGGAAAAGAUGCGCGCCGCCUACGCUAACUUCCUGUCUGACUCCUACUGGACAGGCAUCGGGCUGGACCCGAAGGCAGGAGCCAAUGCCAGCAAGGGCAGCUGCGACAGCACCAACGGAACUGCCAAGGGCGAGUUCGACUGGCACCAGGACGCCCUGUCGAAGACGUUCCAGCAGAACCUAUCCCCCAAACCAAUCUCCAAGCCCAACCUCUUCAGCUCUGUGCACCUGUACCGGCAGAGUAGCAGUAAGGCUUGCGGGACGGUUUUCACGGGAGCGAGCCGCUUCCGCUGCAAGGACUGCAGCGCAGCCUAUGACACCCUGGUGGAGCUCACCGUGCACAUGAACAAGAGUGGACACUACCAGGACGACAACCACAGCAGGGGAAGUGGUGCUUCUGCCUCCUCCUCUAAAGUGCGCAAGCGGAACCUGCAGGACAUGGAGGGGAAGGAGGAUGCCCAGAAGGUCCUCAAGUGCAUGUUUUGUGGACACUCCUUUGACUCCCUCCAAGACCUGAGUGUCCACAUGAUAAAGACUAAGCAUUACCAAAAAGUGCCUUUGAAAGAACCCAUUCCUGUAAUAGCCCCCAAGUUAAUCCCGCCUUCAAAGAAGCGGGCAUUUGAAGUCACCAGACCUUGUUCCCCUGACUCGACCACAGGGGUGUCCACCUAUACAGAUGCACAGAGGGCUUCGGGCCUUCAUAGUUCCCACAGCAACCGCUAUGGCUAUCAGAACGGCGCUAGCUACACGUGGCAGUUUGAGACAUGCAAGUCCCAGAUCCUCAAAUGCAUGGAGUGCGGAAGCUCACACGACACCCUGCAGCAGCUCACCACUCACAUGAUGGUCACAGGACAUUUCAUCAAAGUCACCAGCUCUGCUUCCAAAAAGGGGAAGCAGCUGGCAUUAGACCCCCUGGCCGUGGAGAAGAUGCAGGCACUGGCAGAGCCCCCUGCAAGCGAAAGCCACGGCGAUGCAGACAGUGGAAAGGUCUCCCCAAAAAGCGUUGCUUCUGGGGAUGCUGAGAAGGAUACUCAGAAGGAAGGAGCUGGUGACAAACCAACCGACGGCAGCAAAGAGGAGGCAGAGGAAGUCAAAGAUGACAAACAGAAUGGUGGUGAGGAACAAAAGUCAGAGGAGGGACCUUUCAAGUACCCAUACCUACGCGAAGAAGACCUUGAACAAGUCUCUGGUGGAGGAGGGGAUAUACUGAAGUCUUUGGCCAACACAGUGGCUUCUGCCAUCAACAAGGCCCAAACAGGGACCCCAAGCUGGAGUGCCUAUCCCAGCAUUCACGCUGCCUACCAGCUUUCUGGUGUGAUCAAGUCCGCCCCCCUCUCUGCUUCAUCACCCAUACAGCUCAAGCAGACCUUCAACAACAAGCUGAGGCCAAUCGCACCAAAAGGCAGGUUUUUCCAAGGGGGUGUUGGUACAGACAGCUUUCAGGGCCAGCGCCACAGCAGGGAUGUCAAAAAGGACAGAGGCCCCAUGGGUGAUGGGAUGGAUGGCCAGAACAGCAAGUCUGAGCGGGCUGAAACUGAGGAGAGUGAUAGCCAGGAGGACUCCUCCUCCUCAAAGAUAGACAGUGAACCUGAGAAGGAAAGGAUUGACACCAUCAGAAGCAAGCUCAGUCCGGAUUUUUCAGAUAGGGACAAGGCGUCCCCAAGCCCCCCCAUAGGCAAUGGCGUCAACCACAUCCCACCACUUGUUAAUGACUCCCCAGAGAUCCUAGGCAUAAACCCACUAAGUGCACUGCAGUCCGUACUGAACAAUCAUCUGGGGAAAGCCAACAAGCCCUCCAAUCCCAAGCCUGAGGCCACACUGACCAGCUGCUCCCAGUCCUUGUUCUCCAAACCAAGCAGAGGCCUGGAGAAACCAGCUCUGGCUCUUGUACCUCCCAGAUCCAGCAGGAUCAGUAACUCUUUUCUGUUCCAGAGCAAUGACCAGCCCAUUGACUUGACGAAAUACAAGAACCACAAGAUGGGUUCCUUGCACCUGCAGUCGUCCACUCCUGUGCCACAGAAGCAUGCCCUGUCCGACAUUGCCGAUAUGGUCAAGGUCCUGCCAAAAGCCACCACGCCAAAGCCUUCUGUGUCUUCCAGGAUGCCUGCUGUGAAGUUGGAGACAGAUGUGCGGCGUUUUGAGGAUGUGUCAGCGGAGAUAUACUCUGUGCACAAGCGGAAGGGCAGGCAAUCCAACUGGAACCCACAGCACCUCCUCAUCCUGCAGGCCCAAUUCGCAUCCAGCCUAUUCCUGACCUCGGAGGGCAAGUACCUGCUGUCUGACCUCGGCCCUCAGGAACGCAUGCACAUCUCCAAGUUCACCGGCCUGUCCAUGACCACCAUCAGCCACUGGCUGGCCAAUGUGAAAUACCAGCUGAGGAAAACAGGAGGGACAAAGUUCUUGAAGAACAUGGACACAGGCAGCCCAAUUUUCUACUGCAAUGACUGUGCAUCUCAGUUCAGGACACCGGCCGCUUUUAUUUGCCACUUGGAGUCCCACCUGGGAUUUCAGAUAAAAGACAUGAGCAAAUUACCCAUUGAGCAUCAGACGAAAGUAGAGCCAGAGCUUUCAAAGGUCCUUGGUGUCAGGGCGACAGAGACUCUUUCUGCAGAAGAAGACCUUGACUCUAAGUUCAGAUGUAAACUCUGUAGCCGGACAUUCGCUAGCAACCAUGCUGUCAAGCUUCAUUUGAGCAAAACUCACAGCAAAUCGCCAGAGAAUCAUUCACAGUACGUAGAAAUGGACAAAGAUUAGCACUGGCCAGCAUGCUGAAAAAUUCACAUUUUACCACCCGUUUACCAUUUUUUUGUUAUUUUCGUUACUGUAAUUGCUUUGCUUUGUUUCCCAUCCCCAACACGGGUCAUGUUUUCUCGCCAUGUUUCAAGUAGCAUUACUUAACAAUAAACUUUGAUUUAGGCCAAUAUGGACCCUACUGGCUGGACUAGAAAAAAAUUGUUACUGAGGGGAAAAAAACACAUAUGGUUAAAUGACUCAUCAGCUGAUUGUUUUUGCACCCAGUUCAAAUUCAUCACCAGUAAUGAAUUGUAUUACUGCUUGAAACAUAAUUGCUGAUGUUUGCAUGCAAUAGCAUUGGCUAUGACUACUAUUUAUUUGUAUGAUAUGCCAGGUUUUAAUUGUAUUACUUUUAUGGCAAAUUGAUUAAUGCGUUAAUUGUAAUUUACAAUUUCAAUGAGACACCUGCGUAAGUAUGCAGAUGUUUCCAACAGGUAGUCGAGACACCUGUGAACACAUUUAUUGAGAUGUAUAGUAUAUUGCUCUGUAAAAUGUUUGUGUUGCAAUGAUAGAACAGAAAAAAGCACUUUAAUAAAUGUUUAAUCACCAGUUUAGACUCAGAUUCUGUACAUGACCUACCAACGUUAGACAGGCUGGAAACAAGGGCGUCUCUCAUCAAUGUAAAUAUUGCAGAACAAAAAUAGUGUUUCAUGUUGCAAAAAUAAGAAGGUAAAACAACUGAGACCCGCACCUUUUGUACCAAUGCAAAAUAAAGUGUUAACAUUUUCAAAA
Molecule: messenger RNA, 4266 nt
Organism: Conger conger (European conger)
Lineage: Eukaryota; Metazoa; Chordata; Actinopteri; Anguilliformes; Congridae
Product: teashirt homolog 2
Exons: 2
Coding region: 385-3495 (1036 amino acids)
Biological process (GO): regulation of transcription by RNA polymerase II
Cellular component (GO): nucleus
Molecular function (GO): DNA binding; DNA-binding transcription factor activity, RNA polymerase II-specific
Source: RefSeq, a predicted model, not a curated record